AUGAUGGAUUUUCAAAGCGUAAAUCUUCUAAAUAUGCGAAUAAACUUGAUUUCCGGCAAUUUGUUUCCGAUGACAACGGAUAACUCGCGAUUCCCCGUUGGCUGGAGGAUAUACAGCGCCGUUACAUGGCUGAUUACUUUAGCCAUAAUCACUGGAUUUUGCUUCGGGUUCUUCAUGGUGUCCAAAGAGAAAGCUAUAAACGAGGGCAUGAUCGCCAUCGUGUUCAUCAUAGAAAUAUUUUUCAUGAUCGCCCGUAUUCAUUCGCACCGUGAUCUGAUCGUACAAUUGAUUCAGGAUAUAAACGACAUUCUUCGCGUCCAGGACGAGACUAUGAGACGCGUUGUAAUGGCGUCUCUAAAACUGAUGUAUUCCCCGUUCAAGUAUUACUGGGUGUCCAGCGUGACGACUACGCUAAUUUGGAUCGGCAUGCCGCUCACGGCGGCCUUUAAAAAGAGUAUCUUUUUCUACGAAGAUUUCAGAUUACCGUUCGCCAUCUCCAAGCAACCGUUCUCGACAAAAAUUUUCCUGUCGGGAGGUCUGCUGCUGAUGCUCUGCAGCGUCGCAAUAUCGCUACAUCUCGGUAAAACUUGA
This is a messenger RNA of Temnothorax curvispinosus, 591 nucleotides long. RefSeq lists its product as uncharacterized. Bases 1 to 591 code for a protein of 196 amino acids. The record is from RefSeq and is a predicted model, not a curated record. Lineage: Eukaryota; Metazoa; Arthropoda; Insecta; Hymenoptera; Formicidae. The transcript is spliced from 2 exons.